Carassius auratus (goldfish) is the source of this 465-nucleotide messenger RNA. RefSeq lists its product as uncharacterized. The transcript has 2 exons. The coding region runs from base 57 to 314 and encodes 85 amino acids. The record is from RefSeq and is a predicted model, not a curated record. NCBI's taxonomy places the organism in Eukaryota, Metazoa, Chordata, Actinopteri, Cypriniformes, Cyprinidae.
UCUAGCUUACCUGACCUUCCCGAAGCUUUAGUUAUUGUUCUUAUAAGCACAUCGUCAUGGAUCUGUCAUUUAUGGCCGCGCAGAUCCCCGUGAUGACAGGAGCCUUCAUGGACUCAUCGCCUCAUGAUGACUACAGCACAGAUCAUUCUCUCUUCAACUCCUCUGCAAGCGUCCAUGCUGCCGCUCUGGCAGCUCACAACCAACAGGAGGAGCAGCAGCCCAUGUCCCGGGACGCCAUCUGGCUGUGGAUCGCUAUCACCGCCACCAUUGGGAACAUCAUAGUGGUGGGCGUCGUCUACGCCUUCACGUUCUGACCUCUGAAAUGAAACCAGCUGAACUUUGGAGACAUAUUCGACUUUGAGUCCCCCAAAUGUAGGGCACGGGGUUCCUCAUCAGACGAACAGUGUGUGCAAUCUUUCAAGAAAAAAAAGUACACUGUAUUAGUUGUUUAUUUGUUUGUUUUUU